AUGCCGCGCGCGCGUAUCCUUAGCAACCGACAGCUGCGGCUGGGGGCGGUGCGGAGGGUGGGGCUUCGGCUGUUGGAGCUGAGCGGAAUGGAGGCGGAGGCCGAGGCAGAGCCGAGGGCCGUCCUUACACCGCGGGCACCGGAUAGAUUCGGAGGAAGUGCACCCAGAGAAGGAAUCGGAUCCGCCGCUGACCUAGACCGCGGAGCAUUAUUGACCUUUGAUGAUGUGGCUGUGUAUUUCUCUGAGCAAGAGUGGGGAAACCUGGAAGGGUGGCAGAAGGAAAUCUACAAGCAUGUGAUGAGGACAAAUUAUGAGACCUUAAUAUCCUUGGACUAUGCUAUUCCUAAACCAGAUUUAAUAUCCUGGAUUGAACAGGGUAAAGAACCAUUCAUCAAGGAUCAAGUGGAUUUGGAGGGAAGAGAAACAGUAGUCAUCAGUGGUCAUGACGGGGAAUACAACCUGGAAAACAUCAAGGAGCAGCAGUUUUUUGGGGUGGGCCCACCAUUGGUGAAGGCUGAUGAUUUCCCUCCGAUUAGGCAGGAGGUUGAACCAUUCAUUUUGGAUCAACAGAACUUAGAAGAAAGAGCAAUUCCAACAUACCCUAUUUCAGCUUACAGCAUUAAGGGGUCCUUCCAGAGGAAGAAAACCUUGAACCAUAAAACCUCAAGCCCCCUGGGCUGUCAGAAAAUCCCCCUACAACAGAGAUUCCUCCACUGCUCUGUGUCUCAUAAAAGCUUCCAUGGGAAAGACUCCUUGACACAUCAUGAAAAGAGCCAUCCCAAGGACCAGCUCUGCCAGUGUUCAGAGUGUAAGAAAGCAUUAAGCAGAAAGCCUGACCUCAAGCAAAGCCAGAGGCUUCAAGGCCAGCACCACUCUCUUGAGAAGAGCUCCUGUUGGAAAUGGAGCUCAGCUGCUCACCAGCUAGUCCACAGGGCAAAGAGGCCCUCUCAGGGUCCCAAAGGAAACAGAAGCUUCUACUGCAAGAUCAACUUAGAGGGGCUUCAGCAUGUACCCACCUGGGGGAGCCUCUUGUGUAAAGAACGUGGGAAGAACUUCUGCUCAGGUUCCUACCUGCCUACCCACCAUGGCUUCCAUAGUAGGGAGAAGCCAUUUUCUUGUGGUGAGUGUGGCAAGAUCUUCACCUUUCAGGCUAUUCUCACAACUCAUCUGAGAAUGCACAGUGGAGAAAAGCCCUUCAGCUGCCCAAGGUGUGACAAGAGCUUCUAUAGGAAAACCUCCUUAAAAUUUCACCAAAACUUACAUGAUGAACAAAUGCCAUUCUCCAGCAGUGAGUGCAGCAAAUGGUUCAGCUGCCAGUCAAACUUUACUGAUUACAACAGUGCCCACACCACAGCAAAACCCUUCCCCUGUCCCAAGUGUGACAGGAAGUUCUGCUUGAAAAGAAGUCUGAAGACACACCUGAGAUUGCAUAGUGGAGAAAACCCCUACCCCUGUGGGGAGUGCAACAAGACUUUCACCCAUCAAUCCAAACUUACAGAGCACUUCAGGGUACAUAGUGGGGAGAAGCCCUUCCAGUGUCCUGAGUGUAACAAGAGCUUCAGCCAAAAGUCUUCUGUGAAAAUCCACCAGCGCCUUCACACAGGGGAAAAACCUUUCUCCUGUAGUGAGUGUGGCAAGUGCUUCAACAAACAGAACAACCUCAACCAACACCUCACACUCCACACUGGAGAGAAGCCUUUCCAGUGUCCUGAGUGUGACCAGAGCUUUCGACUAAAGAUAAAUCUGAAGGCCCAUCUCAUCCAACACAGUGGGGAGAAGCCAUUUUCCUGUAGUGAAUGCAGCAAGAGCUUUGCCCAAAAGUUUUUACUCAGUAAACACCUCAGAAUUCAUAACAGAGAGAGACUGUUCUGUGGAAAAUGUGGCAAAAAUUUCACCCAUCAAUCUAAGCUAACCAGACAUGUUAGAGUCCACAGUGAAAAGAAACCCUUUUCCUGUAGUGAAUGUGGCAAGACUUACAGCUAUCAAUCUCAGCUCACUGUACAUAUCAGAAUCCACAGUGGAGAGAAACCAUUCUUCUGUGGGGAGUGUGGAAAGAGCUUCAUCCAACGAUCUCAUCUCACUAGUCACAUCAGAGUACACAAAGGGAAGAAGCCAUUCUCUUGUGGUGAGUGUGGCAAGAGCUUCAUGGAGCAAUCUGAGCUCACUAAACACAUUAUAGUUCAUAGUAGGGAGAAACCCUACUCUUGCAGGGAAUGUGGCAGAACCUACAAACAUCAGUUUCAGCUCACAGAACAUAUCAAAGUCCACAACAGGGAAAAAUCCUUCCUGUGUCCUGAGUGUAAAAAGAGUUUCUGUCAUAAACGUGCCUUGAAAGCACACCAGCAAGUACACAUCAGGGACAGGCCAUUCUCAUGCAAUGAGUGUGGCAGAAGAUUUACUUAUAAGGGUGCACUCAACACCCACCUCACAGUUCACACCAGGGAAAGAUUCAACAAUUCUAAUCCAGACAAGGUUCCUGGCAGCAUCAGCCCUUCGGACAAUUAUUGA
This is a messenger RNA of Gracilinanus agilis (Agile Gracile Mouse Opossum), 2508 nucleotides long. RefSeq names its product oocyte zinc finger protein XlCOF6-like. Lineage: Eukaryota; Metazoa; Chordata; Mammalia; Didelphimorphia; Didelphidae. Gene Ontology annotation, biological process: regulation of DNA-templated transcription. The transcript has 5 exons. Bases 1 to 2508 code for a protein of 835 amino acids. The record is from RefSeq and is a predicted model, not a curated record.